AUGACUAUAAAAAAUAAAAAGACUAAACAGUCGUCCGAAGCGACUUCGUCUAAGAGUGCGUCUAGUAGUAGUGUUCAGAAAAGCAGCACUUCAACUUCCGUGCAAAAGAGCAGCAGUAAUGUACAGAAGGUCAGCUCGUCUGGUAAGAAGGUUCGCUAUAUUGAAGUUAAAAUCGAGGAGGAUGACCCGCUUAUGAUUACUGAUAUUUCCGAUCAUGCUUCGAUUAGUGGUUCUACUGUAUCCGAACUUUACAAUAGCCAUCCUCACUACAUAAUUACCGAGGCUCCUUCUGUCUCCGACUUGUCGCAGACUAGAUCUCACGAACAUCAUGUCAGUGACAUGGCCCAGGCGACUACCGGCGAGUUUGUAUCUAGCUCUGUGCUUCAAGAGUCCUCUACAUCUCACCAACAGAGUUCUAAAAGUGAAACUUUUCAGUCUUCUUCUACAUCUGUUCAACACUUAGACUCGAGUCAAAGCAAAACUUUUGAUAGAACUAUGGACUCUAACGCUAGUAAUCAGACUCUUAAUACGGCAUUUAUUGAUAAUUCGGUAAAUAACACAGGCGCUAACAGAUUUCUAACAAGAUCCCAAGGAGCAAAUGCCACUAAUACUUUUAUUCAAUCCGAACGUCAGAAUUUAUUGAAUCAAUCUUCACAACACCAACAACAGCAAUCUAGUUCAUCGACAGCACAAGCUACGAACCAGGAUAUUACAACUUCGACUGUUUCUGAUAGUACGAAAAAUGUUAAUAUUCGCGAGAAUGAACGAAGAAAUAUUUCUGAUUCUUCUAAAAGAACUCAGACAACAGGAUCGGAUCGUUCUAAUUUUUAUGGUGGCGAAGGAAGCCUUGACAAGAAUGUCAAAUCAAAAGAGUAUAGUAGUACGUCACAUUCCAGUGAAACUAAAAGUAGCAGCGUGGCCAAAUCUUCAUCUUCUUCUUAUGUUGUUGAAAUUGUAGAUGGAAAAGAACGUAUUAUAGACAGCUCUAAACGAGAGUGGGGAGAUGCAAAAGAACACGCUAGUAAGGAAAAUUAUUCAAGCAUCAGUGGAACUGAUAUAAAGCCAGAAUCAGCGCAUAGUAUUCAGAAUUAUGACAUGAAAUCUAAAUAUGAUACCGGAAAAGACGGGAAAAAACCAAUAAAUGAAAUGACUGUGAGGGAAAAUUCUAAAUUUGUAAAAGAUGGAACUCAUGUGACAAGCCAUGACAGUGUUAUUUCACAUAAAGACAAUGCUAUUCAGCAACAGCAUAGUUCUAUACAAGAGGAAAUUACAUCGAAAGAUCAAUUACAAUCUAGUGAUCGUUUUCAAUCUAUUUCUUCCCAUAAUAUUAAUAAUAAACAGGAGGAUAGAAAUGUCUCCCAAAUGACUUCUCACGACAUAAAUAAUCAGCAAAUUGAUAGUAAUGUCGUUCAAAGUACUUCACAUAACAUAAAUGAUCGACAGAGUGAUAGAAAUGUGGUUAAAAGUAAUAUAACGGAAAGUAAUAAGACAAGUAAUGAGACAAUCAAGAGAAUAAAUCGUAAUAAAACUGAUUCUUCAAAUUUUUAUGGUUAUGAUUCAACAAUACAAAAUCAGCUUCGAAAAGUCGGUGAUAUUUUGCAAGUUCAAAACAUAGAUAAUCUUGAUUACUCUACUAAAAUCUUAAAGAGUAACACAAGUAGCGCUCAACAAGAAUCUACAUCGUCAUAUGUAAUGGAAAUUGUAGAUGGGAAGCAAAGAGUAGUCGAUAGCUCACACCGGGAAUGGGGAGAUAGUAAAGAACGAUCAACUUAUGAGAAAAGCCAUCAAAUUCAAGGUACUGGAAUUAAGCCAGAGCAUGAGUAUUCACGUCAUGUUUUAGAUAAGGAGGCGUAUUAUGAUACUGGAAAAGAUGGAAUCCCUAAAAGCGGAACAUACGUUACAGAAGAGUCUGCUUUGUAUAAAAAUGGGAAGGAAAUUGCAUCAACAAGUAACACAUAUGGUGGUGACUUCCGGAAGAAACCAGCUAUCACAGAACAUGUAACUGAUAGAGAUGAUGUCACACGGAAGAAUAUUACAUCAAGUGACAAAAAUAUUUACACUGAUACUUAUGAAACUACGAGUGAUACUCAGUCUCAUGUCCAAGAUUCUAAAGAUGUUACACAUACUACUGAUUUUAUAACUACGGAGAAGCAAAAUUUAACAAAAGAGACUACAUCAAAAUCGACAUCUCAGACUAAAGAUACUUUAACAAGUUACGAAAGGAGUACUGGCACAUGGAAUGGCAAAUUUGUUUAUGAAACUGAUGAUAAUAAACCAAAACGUCCAAAAGAGAUGUCUCCAUUUGGCAAACCGGAGCCCAGGCAUCACCUGAAAAGACAAGACACUGAAGAAAACAUUAUUUUAUCUUCAAGAGACAUAAAAGACUUCACAUCCAUCAGUGAUCUACGAAAAAUAAUUGAAAGUUCUCGUUACAAUAAGGACGUCACAGUUAGCAACAAAAAUAUAGUCAUCAAGAGAAAUAUAGAUGACAAAGUAUUAAAGGAAAUAAUUGACACAGUGAAAAAGUAUCCUUUUAAGAGAAUUGAUAAGGUCACUUUUGGUACUAAAAUUAAUGAAGAUGUCAAGGACUUGUAUGAAGGUAUUGAUACUGAACAAACAACAGUUUUACGCACUACCACCGGCGAUACGGUCAAAAAGACAUUUGAGGUAGAUAAAACAAGGAGUCAAAUCGAAGUGACUCGAUACAUUACUGAAAAUGGCAUCACUAGGAAAGAAACUACCUAUGAAGAUGCGAAAGAGGACGAGAAGAUAAAAACGGAUGUUUUUGUCGAUAAUAGCGCGUUAGACAUCAAAAACUUGAAGGAUGUCCGCACAACGAAAGAUAUACGCGAAUACGACGUGGUCGAUCGGGCGAUUACCGACACCACGAGAGAGGAUACCGUCAUCAGCACCAUCUAUGAUGAAACUAUCAUAGAUGACAGGAAGACUGUGCGAGAUGACAGGACCGUUGUCGAGGAGAAAAUCUACAUAGACGUAACCAGGCCAAGACAGGGUGGGCCCAAGAAACCAGAGAAAAUCAUUGACAAGGAACAGUGCAUCUGUGAAAUCUGUACUUGUGGGCGUCACCGCUGCCCACACAACGAUGUCCCGGAGCCAUUGUUCGAUGUGGAGCACACUACGAGCGUGGUUUCCGCGUACAAACAAGAUUAUGACGAAAAACAUGUCAGUCGCACAACAGCUGUUUAUCAAGAAGAUCAUUUGAGACUUGAGGGUGAUUUCCAAGAACCAGAGCGUCCUCGGUGGCAACCUGUUGAACGACCCAAGCCUUCGAAGCCUGAAGACAAUCUCAAGCCUGAAGGUGAUUUUGAAAAGAGACGCCCUGAAGAAUGGCGUCCGGGCGAAAGAGCUCCUGUUCGAAAGCCGGAAGACAAUCUUAAGCCUGAGGGAGACUUCGAAAAGCGAAGACCAGAGGAGUGGCGCCCUGGCGACCGGGCACCUACUCGUCGCCCUGAAGAUAAUCUUAAGCCCGAAGGUGAAUUUGCUACUCCAGAAAAAGAGCCCUGGCGUCCAGCAGAACGUCAGAAGCCUCAUAAACCUGAAGAUAAUUUAAGACCUGAAGGGGAGUUUGAAAGACGCACACCUGAGGAAUGGCGGCCUGGAGAUAGAGCACCUGUAAGGCGUCCACAAGACAAUUUAAAACCAGAGGGUGAUUUUGAAGACAGGAGGCCUGAAGAUUGGAGACCAGGCGAUCGAGCCCCGGUAAGACGGCCAGUAGAUAAUUUAAAACCGGAAGGAGAUUUCGAGAAACGACGACCACAAGAGUGGCAACCUGGUGAUAGAGCACCCACUCGUCGUCCUGAGGAUAAUCUUAGACCUGAAGGAGAAUUUACAAGUCCUGAAAAAGAACCUUGGCGUCCAGCUGAAAGGCAGAAACCAAAAAGGCCAGAAGACAAUUUGCGUCCAGAAGGUGAUUUUGUAAAACGCAAACCUGAUCAAUGGCGUCCCGGAGAUAGAGCAACUGUUCGUAAGCCUGAAGAUAAUUUAAAACCAGAGGGUGACUUUGAGGGUAGGCGACCAGAAGAAUGGAGACCUGGUGAUCGAGCUCCAGUAAAACGUCCAGAAGAUAAUUUAAAACCAGAAGGGGAAUUUUCUACCCCUGAAAAACAACCCUGGCGCCCUGCUGAACGGCAAAAGCCAACAAAACCAGAAGACAAUUUGCACCCUGAAGGAGAAUUUGAAAAACGAAAACCAGAAGAAUGGCGCCCUGGUGAUAGAGCACCUGUAAAGCGCCCACAGGAUAAUUUAAAACCAGAGGGUGAUUUUGAAGACAGGAGGCCGGAAGAAUGGAGACCAGGCGACCGAGCUCCAAUUAAACGGCCAGAAGAUAAUUUAAAACCGGAAGGAGAUUUUGAGAAACGCCGUCCUCAAGAGUGGCAACCUGGUGAUAGAGCACCUACUCGUCGGCCUGUGGACAAUCUUAGGCCAGAAGGAGAAUUUACAAGUCCUGAAAAAGAACCUUGGCGUCCAGCUGAACGACCAAAACAGAAGAAGCCAGAAGACAAUUUGAAACCAGAGGGUGAAUUUGAAGGAAGAAAACCACAAAAAUGGCAACCUGGUGAAAGAGAACCAGUAAGACGUCCAGAGGAUAAUCUUAAACCUGAGGGUGAAUUUACUACUCCUGAAAAGGAGGACUGGAAACCUGCCGAAAGACCUCAGCAAAAAAGACCGCAAGAUAAUUUAAAACCCGAAGGAGAGUUCACAACAUCAAGGACCACAACUGAAGAUUACAAAGUAGUUACAGGAGAAAGAGCUGAUAUUGUGCGACGUACGGAUAAUAUCAUAACAGAAGGAGAAUUUAUAGAUACAACCACCACACGUUCUGCGUAUACAAUAAAACCAGUUGAAAGGCCAAAACCAGUUCGACGUAAUACUUGGACUAAAAUUGAAGGAGAUAUGAUAACGGAAACGACAUCCCAAUCGGAAUAUAUAGAUUAUACAGAUACAGUUGAACGAACUACAUUAAUAACACGAAAAACAGAUAAUCUAAUACGUGAAGGUGAAAUAGAUUUUAUUACUUCAAAUCAAAAAGAUUUUACAGAGAAAAGUUCAAUUGUUGAACGUCCUCAGCGACGCAGAACAUGGACAAAAGAAGAUUUUGAUAAAUUUUACUCUUCUGAAGAUGUUGAAACAAUUACGACAACACAGGAAGAAUAUAGAACUUACGAAGAUGAUCGGCCGAAACGGCCAAAGCAAAAGAAGCCUGAAGAUAAUUUGCGACCUGAAGGUGAAUUUACAACGCCAGAAAAAGAAAAAUGGCGUCCAGCUGAACGACCUGUUCAAAAGAAACCAAAGGAUAAUCUGAAACCGGAAGGCGAAUUUGAACAAUACACACCUGACGAAUGGCGCCCUGCUGAAAAGCAAAUUCCCAAAAAGCCAAGAGAUAAUUUAAAACCUGAAGGUGACUUUGAAAGUCCUGUAAAAGAAGAGUGGAGACCUGCAGAUCGUCCAAAGGCUAAAAAACCUGAAGAUAAUCUUAAACCAGAAGGUGAAUUUGAGACACCCAUUCAUGAAGAAUGGCGGCCUGCCGAGCGCCGGAAACAAACGAAGCCUGAGGAUAACCUGCGUCCAGAAGGUGAAUUUACAACACCUGAAAAAGAAAAAUGGCGCCCAGCAGAAAGACCUGUUCAAAAGAAACCCAAAGACAAUCUUAAACCAGAAGGGGAGUUUGACCAACACAGACCUGACGAAUGGCGUCCUGCUGAAAGACAAACUCCUAAAAAACCGAAAGAUAAUUUAAAACCUGAAGGUGAUUUUGAGAGUCCUGUAAAAGAAGAGUGGAGACCUGCAGAUCGUCCAAAAGCUAAAAAACCUGAAGAUAAUCUUAAACCAGAAGGUGAAUUUGAAACACCGAAACAUGAAGAAUGGCGUCCUGCAGAACGUCCAAAACAAAGGAAGCCUGAAGAUAAUUUGCGGCCGGAAGGUGAAUUUUCAAUGCCAGAAAAAGAAAAGUGGCGUCCAGCUGAACGACCUGUUCAAAGGAAACCUAAGGAUAAUCUUAAACCUGAAGGCGAAUUUGAACAAUACACACCUGACGAAUGGCGCCCGGCUGAAAAGCAAACUCCCAAAAAGCCCAAAGAUAAUUUAAAACCUGAAGGUGAAUUCGAAAGUCCAUUAAAAGAAGAGUGGCAACCCGCAGAUCGUCCAAAGGCUAAAAAACCUGAAGAUAAUCUUAAACCAGAAGGUGAAUUUGAGACACCAAUUCAUGAAGAAUGGCGGCCUGCAGAACGCAGGAAACAAACGAAGCCUGAGGAUAAUCUGCGUCCAGAAGGUGAAUUUACAACACCUGAUAAAGAAAAAUGGCGCCCAGCAGAAAGACCUGUUCAAAAGAAACCUAAGGACAACCUUAAACCAGAAGGGGAGUUUGAACAACACAGACCUGACGAAUGGCGUCCUGCUGAAAGGCAAACUCCUAAAAAACCGAAAGAUAAUUUAAAACCUGAAGGUGAUUUUGAGAGUCCUGUAAAAGAAGAGUGGAGACCUGCAGAUCGUCCAAAGGCUAAAAAACCUGAAGAUAAUCUUAAACCAGAAGGUGAAUUUGAGACACCAAUUCAUGAAGAAUGGCGGCCUGCAGAACGCAGGAAACAAACGAAGCCUGAGGAUAAUCUGCGUCCAGAAGGUGAAUUUACAACACCUGACAAAGAAAAAUGGCGCCCAGCAGAAAGACCUGUUCAAAAGAAACCUAAGGACAACCUUAAACCAGAAGGGGAGUUUGAACAACACAGACCUGACGAAUGGCGUCCUGCUGAAAGGCAAACUCCUAAAAAACCGAAAGAUAAUUUAAAACCUGAAGGUGAUUUUGAGAGUCCUGUAAAACAAGAGUGGAGACCUGUAGAUCGUCCAAAGGCUAAAAAGCCUGAAGAUAAUCUCAAACCAGAAGGUGAAUUUGAAACACCGAAACACGAAGAAUGGCGUCCUGCAGAACGACCUGUUCAAAGGAAACCUAAGGAUAAUCUUAAACCGGAAGGCGAAUUUGAACAAUACACACCGGACGAAUGGCGCCCUGCUGAAAAGCAAACUCCCAAAAAGCCUAAAGAUAAUUUAAAACCUGAAGGUGAAUUCGAAAGUCCAUUAAAAGAAGAGUGGCGACCUGCAGAUCGUCCAAAGGCUAAAAAACCUGAAGAUAAUCUGAAACCAGAAGGUGAAUUUGAGACACCAAUUCAUGAAGAAUGGCGGCCUGCAGAACGUCGUAAACAAACAAAGCCGGAGGAUAAUUUGCGUCCAGAAGGUGAAUUUACAACACCUGACAAAGAAAAAUGGCGCCCAGCAGAAAGACCUGUUCAAAAGAAACCUAAGGACAACCUUAAACCAGAAGGGGAGUUUGAACAACACAGACCUGACGAAUGGCGUCCAGCUGAAAGACCUAAACCUAAAAAACCUCAUGAUAAUUUACGACCAGAAGGAGAAUUUGAACAAAGAAAACCUGAAGAGUGGCAUCCAGCAGAACGUCCUAUUCAAAGAAAGCCAAAGGACAAUCUUAAACCUGAAGGAGAUUUUGAACAAACAAAACCUGAAGAAUGGCGUCCUGCUGACAGACAAACGCCUAAAAAGCCUAAAGAUAAUCUUAAGCCGGAAGGGGACUUUGAAGCACCAAAACACGAAGAAUGGCGUCCCGCGGAAAGACCUAAGCAAAUAAAACCAGAGGAUAACCUACGUCCUGAAGGUGAAUUUGAGAAAAGAAAACCUGAUGAAUGGCGUCCGGGUGACCGAGCUCCUGUACGUCGGCCUCAUGAUAAUUUAAAACCGGAGGGCGAAUUUACGACCCCUGAAAAAGAACAGUGGCGCCCAGCUGAGCGUCCAAGGCAAAAGAAACCUGAAGACAACCUCAAACCUGAGGGUGAUUUUGAGCAACCUAAAUAUCAAGAAUGGCGUCCCGCUGAACGGCCUAAGCCUAAAAAACCUCAUGAUAAUUUACGUCCAGAAGGAGAAUUUGAAAAACGUCAACCAGAAGAAUGGCGUCCUGGCGAUAGAGCUCCCGUUCAUCGUCCAGACGACAACCUACGUCCCGAAGGUGAGUUUACAACACCUGAAAAAACUAAAUGGCAGCCUGCAGAAAGACCAAGUCAAAAGAAACCAAAAGACAACCUUAAGCCUGAAGGAGAAUUCGAGCAACCAAAAUCUGACGAAUGGCGUCCAGCUGAAAGGCAAAAACCGAAAAGGCCUCAAGACAAUUUAAAACCAGAAGGUGAUUUUGAAACACCCAAGAGAGAAAAAUGGCAACCUGCAGAGAAACCUGAAAUUAAGAAGCCUAUUGAUAAUCUUAAGCCGGAAGGAGAGUUUGAAAAACCUAAACAAGACGAAUGGCGACCAGCUGAACGACAAACACCCAAAAAGCCACAAGACAAUCUGAAACCGGAGGGUCGCUUUGAGACGCCUAGACAUGAUGAAUGGCGGCCAGCCGAAAAACCUGAGGUUAAAAAGCCAAAAGACAAUUUAAAACCUGAAGGUGAAUUUGAAAAACCAAAACAUGAGGAAUGGAAACCAGCUGAAAGACAGACUCCUAAAAAACCACAAGAUAAUUUAAAACCCGAAGGAGAAAUGGAAGUCAUUCGAAGAACAGAUUACUCCGUUACGAAAGGUGACAGAGCUGAUGUUGUUAAGCAUGAAGAUCAUCUAAAAAUGGAAGGAACUAUUAAUGUUCAUCGCUCAAGAGAUGACUACAAACGUAUUGAUAAAACUGAAAGGGUAAUAAUACAAAAACAUGAAGAUAAUUUAAGAACAGAAGGUGAAUUUAUUGAUUUACAUAUUCGUAAUGACUACGGUGCUACAAAAGGUGAAAGGGCACCAGUACUAAAGCCACAAGAUAAUUUGAAGCCUGAUGGUAAAUUUUAUAAGCCAGAAGUAGUCCCAUCUCAACCAGCAGAAAAACGUAAACCUAUUAGGCAAGUUGACAAUAUCACAAUCGAAAGGGAUAUUGACGUACGUAAACAAAAAGUCGAUAGGGUUGACAUAAUCAGAAGAGAAGAUAAUUUGAAGAUAGAAGGUGAAUUUAUCGAUAUGAAACAAAGAAAUGAUUAUAAUGUAGUUACUGGUGAUAGAACUACUAUUGUAAAACACGAAGAUAACCUUAAAAUGGAAGGUAAAAUGGAGAAUAUUCGCUCCUCUGACACUUAUCGCGUUGUGAAAGGUCAAAGAGUUAAGUUAACUCGUAGAGAAGAUAAUCUUAAAAUUGAAGGUGUUUUUGAAGAUCAUACUCGCAGAGAUGACUAUAAAAUAAAGAAGGAUGUUAAAUCAGCAAUUACGUAUAAACCUGAAGAUGAUACAUCGAAAGACACUACGGACCAGGUUGUUAAUGGUAAAACUACCACAUAUAAAACCCAUGAAAAGACUAAUGUUGAUGACAGGACAUCGGUUUCUAGGCAUUAUACUACUAAAAUUACUGAAGAUGAUUCAAGUUACUAUACAACAAAAAACACUACAGAAGUUACAAAGAAAACUCAUGGACGUUACCCACAACAUAUUACGCCAAAAGGUUAUCCUACAGAAGAGAUUGACCAAUAUUCGAGACCAAUAUUGGAGAAACCUGAAGACAGAUUCAAUGACUAUCCAAAGGAUAAUCAGGAUAAUAGAUCUGAGGAAUCGCCUAGAUAUAAGCCAAUAGAAAAACAUGGAGAUCAACCAGGACCAACACAUAAGCCAUCAGGAAAAUUCGGGUAUAGGCCGGGAGAAAGGCCACAGGAUAGACCAGGACAGAAGCCAGAAGAUAAACCAGGAGAGAGGCAUGGUAAUAAACCAGCGGAUACACCAGAGGAGAGGCCAGGAGGGAGAACAGGAAACAAGCCGUGGGAGAGACCAGGUGAUACGCCAGUACAAAGAUUAGACGAUGACUCAUGGCCAAGAGAUAAAUCGGGAUAUAGGCCAGGAGAUAAACCAGACGGAAGGGACAGACCUAGCGAUAAAUUCGAAGAAAGACCAGCACAAAUCCGUCCGGAAGACAAUUUAAAGCCCGAAGGCGAAUUUGAUCGGCCUAAAAGACCACAAUGGCAGUCACAUGAGCGUGCUAGCCCUAUUCGUCCUAAAGAUAAUCUUUACCCUGAAGGAAGUAAUGAACCUUAUCCAUCAUCCCUCAGUAAGUCUGAUUAUUUACAAACAAAAGAGUUUUCACAUACACUUGUAGAAGAUCGAAAAACAUCUCAUCUUAGUCCCGAAGAAAGUAAGCGAAUUCGAGAAACAGAUCGUUUAACUGACGACAACAAGUAUCAUUCUGUUACACGUACUGAUAGUUCUAAAUCUUCAGACGUAACACAUAAACAUUCUGAUCGCGAUGUUAAAUCCUACAUUACAAAAACUAUAUCUGACACACACCAUGACAGCACCGUGCAAAAAUCUCAUUCAGAGACGACACAUACAAAAGUAAUAGGAGUUGAGAAUAAGAUUUCGGAAAAGUCUCAGAAAAUCACGUCUGGAGUUCAUGAUACUCGAUCAAGUGGAGUACGGGGUGAAUCACAAAAUAAAUCCUCUAUAAUUUCCUCCAAAAAUAUAAGCCGUGCUUCAUCGCAAGAUACGAUUGAUAGUGAUAUCACAGAUCGUACAUAUAAAAGACAUACUACAGAAAAUAAUGUUAUUAAUAAAAGCGAUUCUAAAAAUAUUCAGCAUUUGCCUACUACUAACAAAAUAGUAAAACAAAUUACUGAAAAGAAAUUAAUUGCUGGAAAAUGGGUAAACGUGACUAGAAACGUCGAAGUUACACUCAGUUCUGACAAGGCGGGAAGUACGAACUUUAAGAAUAUUCAUGACGGACGUACAAGCGCAGAUAACAAGCAAACUAGAAGUACUGUCGGUAAUAUUGUAUCUCAAGACCAAGUGAACGUCAAUAAUGACAAUAAAGUACAGCAAAGCUCUACUCAUACUUCUUAUGUUGUUAAAGGGCAAAGUAAUCUUAAUCAAUCAACCAACCACCUAGUCUCUGAAAAACAUUUAACUAAAGAAACUGGCCAUGUAUCCUCACAAAAAAUAAUAAAUUCAGAACAACACUUAUCAUCUUUAAAUCAAGCAGAACAUUCUCAACAGCACAGUCAUGUGUCCUCCGAUGUUCGUUCUCAUCAGAGUACACAUAAUGCAACUCAUGGAGUAAGUCGAGUCGAACAGAAUACAUUUGUAUCUACUCAAGCCAAUAAUAGACAAACGCAAAGACAAAUCACUGGCGAUCAUAUUCAUAGAAAACAAGUGAUUACGGAAUCGCCUAUUCAACCAAUUCGAGAAACAGAUCGUUUAACUGACGACAGCAAAUAUCAUUCUGAUACACGUACUGAUAGUUCUAAAUCUUCAGACGUAACACAUAAACAUUCUGAUCGUGAUGUUAAAUCCUACAUUACAAAAACUAUAUCUGACACACACCAUGACAGCACCGUGCAAAAAUCUCAUUCAGAGACGACACAUACAAAAGUAAUAGGAACUGAGAAUAAGAUUUCGGAAAAGUCUCAGAAAAUCACGUCUGGAGUUCAUGAUACCCGAUCAAGUGGAGUACGGGGUGAUUCACAAAAUAAAUCCUCUAUAAUUUCCUCCAAAAAUAUAAACCGUGCUUCAUCGCAAGAUACGAUUGAUAGUGAUAUCACAGAUCGCUCAUAUAAAAGACAUUCUACAGAAAAUAAUGUUAUUAAUAAAAGCGAUUCUAAAAAUAUUCAGCAUUUGCCUACUACUAACAAAAUAGUAAAACAAAUUACUGAAAAGAAAUUAAUUGGUGGAAAUUGGGUAAACGUGACUAGAAACGUCGAAGUUACAGUUAGUUCCGAGAAGUCAGGAGGUACGAACUUUAAGAAUAUCACUGAUGGACGUACAAGCGUAGAUAACAAGCAAACUAGAAGUACUGUCGGUAAUAUUGUAUCUGAAAAUCAAGUGAACGUGAUUAAUGACAAUAAAGUACAAAGCUCUACUCAUACUUCUUAUGUUGUUAAAGGGCGAAGUAAUGAUUUCAACCAAUCAACUAAUCUGAUUACGGAAUCGCCUAUUCAACAUAUAACAUCUCAAAGUGUAGAUGAUCAACAUAAUCGUAAUACACAAUCUAGUGAGCGUCACGUGCAACAUUCCAUGGGAUCAACAACGAAUGUAUCUAAAGCAAGCCAUGUUGAACAAAAUAUAUCUAAGGUGUCUUCUGUCCAUCAAUCACACAGUAUAAACCGAAAUCAAUUAAGUGAUAGUGUGACCAAGACAAGUAUAGAAUUCCAAAGAGCCAUGCACGGCGGAGGUGAUGUUCCAAUUUCAUCAGCAGAACAGGCCACACGUAGUGGACACCACAAGCGUACAUCAGAUCUAAUAUCUGACAUGUCUAGCACCAAUGCAGUGCUCCACAGGAAAGGCGUGUCUUCGACAACAGAGGCCCAACACUCUAUCAGUUCUACUGCAGCUGCACAACGUAAGAGCAUAACGAACCUUAAUGAGCGCGGAGAGUAUAUAAGUAAUUCAUCACAUAGCGCUGAUAGAAAAAGUAUAAGCUCCAUGCAUCGAUCUGGGCGUGAUCAUUCAUCUGUGAUUUCACAACAUACUGAAAAUACUGAUAUUCGACGUCAGCAAAAGCGUGAUGGUCAGUCUACUAUGGUUAUAGACCGACAACCUCGUGUCGUUGUUCGAGAUAAUCUUCGGGUUGGUGGUGAGUUUUAUGGACAAUCUGAGGCUCGCUCGUAUGGUAAUUUUUCAAGAUCUAAUCAUAUAGAAAAAUCUGACAGAAAUGAACGUGUGGAAAAAACUGAACGUCAUGUUAGACACGGUACUACAUCGCACUUCGUUUUAGGAGACGGUGGCACAAGCUAUAAACGCGAAUAUACGGCUCACGUCCACGGAACUUGUCCGGCUACGUUGAUUGAAUCUCCGCGUACGCCGUUUAAGCACACUCGAGAUUCUCGUGAGCACAAGUUUUAUACUGCAAAAAUGAACCAACAGAAAUCU
Molecule: messenger RNA, 12900 nt
Organism: Brenthis ino (lesser marbled fritillary)
Lineage: Eukaryota; Metazoa; Arthropoda; Insecta; Lepidoptera; Nymphalidae
Source: the annotation of a GenBank genome assembly